Oxyura jamaicensis (ruddy duck) is the source of this 6752-nucleotide messenger RNA. It is a transcript of the gene RABEP1, whose product is annotated as rabaptin, RAB GTPase binding effector protein 1. The transcript is spliced from 18 exons. Gene Ontology annotation, molecular function: GTPase activator activity; growth factor activity. Gene Ontology annotation, cellular component: endosome; endocytic vesicle. NCBI's taxonomy places the organism in Eukaryota, Metazoa, Chordata, Aves, Anseriformes, Anatidae. The coding region runs from base 194 to 2776 and encodes 860 amino acids. The record is from RefSeq and is a predicted model, not a curated record. Gene Ontology annotation, biological process: Golgi to plasma membrane transport; endocytosis.
CGCGGCGCUCCACCUCCUCCUCCUCCUCCUCCUCCCGCCGGCGGCGGCCGCUGUCAGGAUGAGGCGGAGGAGGCGGAGGCCCAGGCCGGCAGCUCCCGUCUCUCGUCGGGGCCCCCUGGCGUAGCGGUUCCCGCUCCGACGCCGCGGCUGGAGGCGGAGGAGGCCGCGGCGGCGCCGCCCGCCCGCCGGAGCCAUGGCCCAGCCGGGCCCGAGCCCCCCGACGGACGUUGCUCUUCUACAACGGGUGGCAGAAUUGGAAAAGGUCAAUGCAGAAUUUCAGCGCACAAAGCAGCAGCUCGAGCAAGAAUUUAAUCAAAAGAGAGCAAAAUUUAAGGAGCUGUACUUGGCUAAGGAAGAGGACCUGAAAAGACAAAAUGCAGUGCUUCAAGCAGCCCAAGAUGAUCUGGGACAAUUGCGGACACAGCUGAUGGAAGCUCAUGCUGAAAUGGAGAACAUCAAAGCUAUAGCCACUGUAUCUGAGAAUACAAAACAGGAAGCUAUCGAUGAGGUGAAGAGACAGUGGCAAGAAGAAGUGGCCUCACUGCAAGCCGUAAUGAAAGAGACCGUUCGUGACUAUGAGCUCCAGUAUCAUCACAGGUUGGAGCAGGAACGAGCUCAGUGGAAUCAGUAUCGAGAAAAUGUGGAACGGGAAAUAGCAGAGUUAAGAAGGCGUCUGUCUGAAGGCCAAGAGGAGGAAAAUCUAGAAAACGAAAUGAAAAAGGCUCAGGAAGAUGCUGAGAAGCUUCGUUCGGUUGUGAUGCCUAUGGAGAAAGAGAUUGCAGCACUAAAGGAGAAAUUGACAGAAGCUGAAGAAAAAAUAAAAGAGUUAGAAGCAUCAAAGGUUAAAGAACUGAACCAUUAUUUGGAAGCUGAGAAGUCAUGUAGGACAGACUUAGAGAUGUACGUGGCUGUUCUCAACACGCAAAAAUCAGUUCUGCAAGAAGAUGCAGAGAAGUUGCGGAAAGAACUGCAUGAAGUCUGCCAUCUCUUAGAGCAAGAGCGGCAACAGCACAACCAGUUGAAACACACGUGGCAGAAAGCCAAUGACCAGUUCUUGGAAUCUCAGCGUUUGUUGAUGAGAGACAUGCAGCGCAUGGAAAUUGUUCUGACCUCCGAGCAGCUUCGACAAGUUGAAGAACUGAAAAAAAAGGAUCAGGAAGAUGAUGAUCAGCAGAGACUUAGCAAGAGAAAGGAGCAGAAGCAAAAAGAUUCAGAUGAUGAAACGAAAGCUUCAUGUUCUCUAGCCCAUGAGGAAUCCCUUACGCAGCUCUCUAAUGAAGAGGUGCAUUUAAAUAGCACCCAUGGCUCAGUCCAUUCGUUGGACGCAGACUUGCUUCUGUCUUCUGGUGAAUCCUUCAAUAAAUCAGAAAAUGAUAUGUUUAAAGAUGGACUACGGAGAGCACAGUCAACAGACAGUCUGGGGACAUCUGGAUCUUUACAGUCCAAAGCUUUAGGAUACAACAACAAAGCAAAAUCUGCUGGAAAUCUGGAUGAGUCAGAUUUUGGACCACUUGUUGGAGCAGAUUCCGUGUCUGAGAACUUUGAUACAGCUUCCCUUGGGUCUCUGCAAAUGCCAAGUGGGUUUAUGUUAACCAAAGAUCAGGAAAAAGCAAUCAAAGCAAUGACGCCAGAGCAAGAAGAGACUGCUUCGCUUCUUUCCAGUGUUACACAAGGGGUAGAAAGCGCUUACGUGUCUCCGAGCGGGUACCGCUUGGUGAGCGAGACGGAGUGGAACCUUCUGCAGAAAGAGGUGCAGAAUGCAGGGAACAAGCUGGGUAGACGCUGCGAUAUGUGCUCCAAUUAUGAGAAGCAGUUGCAAGGCAUCCAGAUUCAGGAGGCUGAGACAAGAGACCAGGUGAAAAAGCUGCAGGUGAUGCUGAGGCAGGCCAAUGACCAGCUGGAAAAGACUAUGAAAGAUAAACAGGAAUUGGAGGAUUAUAUGAAACAAAGUGCUGAAGACUCUGGUAAUCAGAUUUCAUUGCUUAUGGUUAAGUGUCAGAAAUCAGAGGAUUUCCUCAGUGAACUGCAGCAGGCAUUUUCACAAGCAAAGAGAAGUGUCCAGGAGCAAAUGGCUGUCCUGACACAGUCAAGGGAGCAGGUUUCAGAAGAGUUGGUGAGACUGCAAAAAGAUAAUGAAAGUCUUCAAGGAAAACAUAGCUUGCAUGUGUCCUUACAACAAGCUGAGGAUUUCAUUCUGCCAGAAGCAGCAGAGGAGCUCCGGGAGAUGGUUUUAAAAUAUCGUGAAGACAUAAUUAGCGUGCGGACAACAGCAGAUCACCUUGAGGAGAAACUUAAGGCGGAAAUUUUAUUCUUAAAAGAACAGAUUCAAGCUGAACAAUAUUUGAAAGAAAAUAUAGAAGAAACUCUACAGCUGGAAAUAGAGAAUUGCAAGGAGGAAAUAGCUUCCAUUUCCAGUUUAAAAGCUGAGUUGGAAAGAAUAAAAGUGGAGAAGGAACAGUUGGAAAGUUCUUCACAGGAAAACCUGCAGCAGCUGGAGAGUCUGCAGGAAGCAAAAAACACUCUCGAAGAACAGUUGAAGAAGGAGACCGCAGCAAAGACAAACCUUGAACAGCUGGUGUUUGAAGAGAAGAAUAAAGCUCAGCGGUUGCAGACUGAAUUAGAUGUCAGUGAGCAAGUGCAGAGAGAUUUUGUAAAGCUUUCUCAGACGCUUCAGGUGCAGCUGGAGAGGAUCCGGCAGGCAGAUUCCCUGGAGAGAAUCCGUGCAAUCCUGAAUGACACAAAACUGACGGACAUUAAUCAGCUACCUGAAACAUGACACCCUGAUGAGCGGGCUCCAAGGCUGCGUUUGGGGUUUUUAACUCAUCUUUAUAGCAACAUUAAUUAUUAUUUAACUCUAACCGAAAGAGCAGAAGACAACAGAGGGGAGCAAUGACUAAGUUUUGUUUCUAGAGGGGAAAAGGUUUCAUACUGGGCAGGAAGAGAGCACAAGGGUGACUUGCUGUGUAGGAAGGAGAAUUUUCUAAUGGAAACACUAAUGAGUGCGGUGUUUCGUGUUCCACUGAGUGGGAUCAGUCCUUACAUACUGAAAAACUUCCCCUCUUUCAGCCAACUUUGUAACCUAAUAUAGAUUUUUUGGAACAUUUACCCCCCUAUUUUUCCCUUUUUUUCCUUUUCCCCCAUUUACUGUGAUCAAAGUAGCUGCUGGAAACCAUAUUGUCCCUCCAAAACAUCGAAGAGCAAAGUGGUUGACGUUUUUCUGUUUGACUAGUCAGUAACAGUAUUCAGCUAGCAGAGAGAAUGAGGUGUAGAGUAUGCUGUAUGAAUAUUUUAUAUUAAAAUAUGACGUUAUUAGCAGGACACUGGAUAUUGAUCUUAUUUCAUAACUCAGUGCUUUUUUUUUUUAAACCAUUGAUUUUGUGUUGAAGAAUCUGAAUGCUGCUGAAAUGUGGUGGACAUGAGUGAGCUGUGUGUCUCCUGAACAAAAGAAUGCCAAUCAAAAAAAAAACAACCCACAACCAACCAAAACCCUGAAAAAAAACGUACUGAGAACUUAGCUCCUUGAAAUAUUUCCUUUGAACUCUGAUACUCUGGAGAAAAAAAAAAGCACAAGACAUGCACUGUUUUGUAAUCUCACAAAUGUAAGUUAAAACAUGGAAUUACGACUAGUUCUUUCUCAUCUCUAAAGCUGAGCAGUACAUGGACUUGGGGUUUAUACAGGUCUGUUUUGCUCUAGUGGGUGGCAAUAGACAUGAAGUUGCUAGCUUUCACUGAAAAUGGUUGAGGUAAGAUGCUGAACGAAGCAAAGUCAGCUUGACCCACCUCUCCUGGGUCAGUUUAAUUGUAUGGAAAACAGUGACUGCACCUGGUCACAGAGCACAAGUGCACUGGAACUGCAUUAUUCUGCUGGUUCACGUUUGAAAGGUACAGUGCAUCUCUUAAAAGUAUGGUAUCAUGUUAAUGCUCAGAGUUGAAUCCUACAAUGUCCUGUAUUUCUAUAAGCAUACAUUUAAAUUACACGACAGCAGAGGCAAAAAAAAUGUGAUCAAUCAGGCUUUAGUUUUGGGUUUCUUAUUAUAUCAAUACCAUGGUGGUACCACGAGCAUUACUCCUUUUUCUGCUUUUAUUGGAGAUUCAUGCAUGCAGUUGGGUAGCAGUGGUUUCAUGUAUGGCUGUUGGAAAUGGACUUCUUGGACUGGUGGUCCCUCAUUAAGACUCAAUUAGAAGAAAAGAGGCUGAGAGAGCAGCUUGUUUUUGUCCAAAAUCUAUAACUUAAGCUUACCUCUUUUUACUGUGUUUUCCUUACAUACUUGGUCACAGAUCUGAUAGUGAUGAACAAAGCCAGAAGUGACAGAAAAUGCUCCAAGCUGUAAUGCACGACUAUAUUUUUAGCAGUGUAUAUCCUGCUACUAACAUAAGAUUGGAAGGAACUGGUGAUUUCAAAUAGGGUUGCCUUAAAAACAGCCAAAAAGCAGCAUACAAGCUCAAUUGCUUGUAAUUUAUUGCAAGAAUUAAAGCAUUUUAUUCAUCCUAGUAAUUAAUUCCUUUCAUAAUCCUGACACCCAACAUUUUUCCUACCUUGGUAACAACUAGACUAAUAGACGGCGGAGUUAUCAUCUUCCAGGUGACACCUCAUGUCACUUAGCAGACGUUGAAAAGUGGCUUGGGUUCUUUAUUAAUUGGCUAGUAUCAGAUUUUGGGUUUGUUAACCUCUCACAAUUUGCUUAACUGUGAGGUGACAGCAGCUGCCUUCUGAUGCAUAAAUCUAAUACCAGAUGUUUUGCGUUCAGUUUUCCAACGGUUAGCAUACUGUUCUGCCAAACAAACUCCUGGGAGUGUGGGGAGGGAACAGGCCUUUGUUAAAGAGCUGUGGACUGAAGAGCAUUUUCCUGUAUGCCCUUUCUUCCUGAAGACUGAACCUUAACUCGUUACUGAUACUUAACCUGUGCGGCAGUGUUUCAAGGAAGUUUUGUGGCUAAGCUACGGUGGCUAAUCUUCUCAGCAAGCUGAACACUUGAGGAAUUGCACCUGAAGACCUAUGCAGAAAAAGACUUUUUAGUGGAGUUUAUGGACUGUCGUCCUAAUGCAGGAGCCGUUAAUGGCAUUCAACACCCCUUCCUGGUCCAGCUGUCAGUGCCCCUUCUCAGCAGCCCUACCUUCCUCUCUGGUCUUGCCUUAAACAACCCUGGCCUUAGCCGACUGUUUUAAAUUGUUUUGACUAGAGCAGGGUUGGUGUGGCUUUUCCUUAGCGUAUUUUUACAGAUUGUUGCCCCGCCUUUUAUAUAGGCGUGGUAUUGUCACGUUGCAGGUGAUGGCUGCAGGGAGCCUUGCUGCAGGCUGUAGGGAACAGGUGAGGGGGCGAUCAGUCUGUGAUCGUUCAGAGGCAGUGACAAACACAUCAGUCGCAGAAUGGAGUUUUCCAUGUGUGUGUGGCCAUACACACAUCUGUGUAUUUUUGUCAGUGGACAGCGAUGGCAGGUAGGGCCAGUAUGAAGAGGCUGGAGGCACGUGCAGUAGGGCAGCAACGGGACUGAGAACUCACCUGAAAGGAGGGGUGCUGCCUGCUGAGUUCCUUGCUGGUAAACCAGGCACUGUGUGAGUCGGUGGGGUAACGCCCUUUGGUUUGGAGAGGAAGGGUCUACAGUUACUGUGUGGCGGUUUUCCUUUUUAACCACUUUACACCAUCAUGCACCCUUAGUCCUGUUUAAGUUCUAGCUAUGACCAUUUUCAUAGUUGGAAUGUGAAUGACUUUUUUUCCCACCAGCCACUGAGCAUCCCUUUUAAAAACCUAUUUUUACAUUAGAUGCCUGACUAGCCACAGGAGUGUAGGAGAUGUGCUCACUACAAGCAGCUGUCCUGCUAACCCUUAGGGGAAAUCACUCCUUGGGAAGGAAAACAACUUCAGAAGCAGGAACUCAAGCUCCUGCUGAACUCAAAUUUAAGAAAUUUAAAGCAGCCUUUAUAAACGUGUGCCAAAUUUGCAGAGCAAAUUUAAACUGGUCAAUUAAGUGUAGUUAAAAGCUUUUUCUGUAUUCACUCAAUGGAUUCUGGUGUCUCUCAAAACAUCAGCAACUAAAUGCUUUUCCCUCCAAUUCUUGGUGUCCUGGAGCUCAAUUUGAAUGGGGUGGUAGGUUUGCCUCACACAGUAAGAGUUUGUUUUUUUCUUCUUUUUUUUUUUUUUUUAACAGGCACUACUUCUAACCUGGCAGGUUGGCUCUGAUGCACAGGGUGAGUGGAUUAGAAAGCCGGAUUCUGUUUGUGCAGACUGUAAAAGGGAUGAGAUCAACUUUUGUAUGCAUUCCUAUACUUGUAUAGUCUUAACCUGUACAAAAAAAAAGCAACAAAAAACAAGUGUUCUUGCAGCAUGUCUGGUAACCUCGUUACCUACAGGUAAUAACAGCCCUCCUUUCCUUUCAGCUUUACUUUGGCACCCCUUGCUGUGCCACUUUUGUAGCAGUGCAGUACUACUUUUCAAAACUGAGCUUGACCACGUCACCUUUUCUAAGGGGAAUUGGGGGGGCAGGGACAACAAUUAUUUAUUGUCCGCUAAAGUUUGUCUACAGCAGAUAAUUGGUCUCUUAAUGUUAAGACAGACUUCAGAGCCAUCUUUUGACAAAGGCGAACAGUGUUUGGAAGUUAAUACUGCAUUCCAGUGAACCAAGCCAUUGGUGUCCUGUGCAAUUGUGGAUGUAGAAUUCUGCUGUCUACAGGAUUCAAGUGUAACCAUUUGUUAACUGUACUGAAGGUGUGUCCUUUAUGAAGAAAGUGUUCCAAAUUAAAAAAAAAAAAGCUGC